Aspergillus ruber CBS 135680 is the source of this 3939-nucleotide messenger RNA. Its product is annotated as ABC transporter ATP-binding protein. The coding region runs from base 1 to 3939 and encodes 1312 amino acids. The record is from RefSeq and is a predicted model, not a curated record. Gene Ontology annotation, molecular function: ABC-type oligopeptide transporter activity; ATP hydrolysis activity; ATP binding. Gene Ontology annotation, cellular component: membrane. NCBI's taxonomy places the organism in Eukaryota, Fungi, Ascomycota, Eurotiomycetes, Eurotiales, Aspergillaceae. Gene Ontology annotation, biological process: transmembrane transport. The transcript has 5 exons.
AUGUCUCUAUUCAGCUUCAUAACCACAAACCAUGUCCCAACGAUGGCGUUGGCGACAUUUUUUGCUCUCCUGGCUGGUAUCAUCAUGCCUCUCUUUGCAGUCAUUCUGGGUAAUCUCUUCAACACAUUCAUGCUGUUCGGCGCUGGUAGUGUCUCAAGUCAGACGCUACUUGACCAGGUCGUCUCCGGCUGUGUGCAGUUGGCGGUACUUGGGAUUGCUAAUUGGGUUCUGAAUGGAAGCUAUUUUCUCUUCUUCAUCGUUUUUGGGGAACAACAGGCGGCUAGUGCUCGCGCUGAGGUUUUCCAGGGGUUGUUGGAAAGGAAGAUUGAGUGGUUCGAAGGGCAAGAGAAUGGCACUGCGGCUUCUUUGUCAUGUCUUCAGGCCCAGAUACAUGAUCUACAGAUGGCAACCUCGCAACCGCUAGGAAUCGUCCUGCAGUACGCCUUCCGAACAAUCAUAUCCCUAGUGCUGGCACUCUAUACAUCCUGGAACCUCUCCUUGGUAACCCUGGUAGGAAUCCCGGUUUUUUCAGCUAUCGUCGCCUUCCUGUCAACCAAAAUGAAACCCAGCAUCGAAGCCCAACAGGGCGAACUCACAACCGCAUCCAAAAUCGGAAACAGUGCCAUCACCUCCAUCGACACUGUCAAAUGCCUGAACGCACAAUCAGUCGAGCUCCGCAACUUCUCCUUCCGAAUCGACAAAGCCGCAAUGCAUUACCUGAGACAUGCGCGCAUAAACUCUCUGCAAAUAGCAACGAUACGGUUGAUGAUGUUUGGUAUGUUUGUGCAGGGGUUCUGGUAUGGAAGCUCCCUGGCGAUUUCUGGUAAGCUGUCAGCUGGUGAGGUCCUGCGGACGUUCUGGGCUUGUUUAAUAGCUGCUCAGUCGAUUGAGCUUGGGCUUCCACAGGUUAUUGUAUUAGAGAAGGGUAAGGUUGCUGCUGCUGCAUUGGUGGGGACUUUGAAUUAUUCGACGGAUGAGCGUUCGGAUGAGACGAAGGGUGCGUCGUAUCCGCAGUAUUGUGAAGGUGACAUCGAAGUGAACAAUGCCUCAUUCGCGUACGCAUCACAGCCCGAAAGACCAGUUCUAAACUCAGCCAGUUUCUUCUUCCCAGCCGGAGAGACCACAUUCGUGAUUGGAAAAAGCGGCUCUGGAAAAAGCACCCUUGGACAACUCCUCAUGCGAUUUUACCUCCCGACGUCCGGUGAAAUUCACAUAGACGGCAAUCCGAUUGAAUCGCUUAGCAUCAACUGGAUCCGAAACAACAUAACCCUCCUCGAGCAGAAGAGCGUGCUCUUCAAUGAAUCAAUCCUCACCAACAUCGAGCUCGGACGUCGAGAAGGUGAAUUUUUCGGUGUAGACGAUGUGCAAAAUUGUGUUGAUAUGGCGAUGCUCCAGAGUACGGUUGAUAACAUGCCUUGCGGUAUCAAUACCUGUGUCGGUAGCGGUGGGGGCUUUUUGAGCGGAGGACAGAGACAACGAGUUUCCAUUGCAAGAGCACGGCUAAGGGAUACACCAAUUCUCAUUCUCGACGAACCUACAAGCGCUCUGGAUAGCGCCAACCGCACUGCAAUCAUGAAGGCGAUUCAAAAAUGGCGAAAGGGAAAAACGACAAUUGUUAUUACACAUGAUAUGACCCAAAUCCAGGACGAUGACUUUGUCUAUGUCAUGGAGCAUGGCUCUGUUGUGCAGUCAGGGUACAGAAGGGCAUUAGAAAAGAGCACAGAAAGCGAUCCCUUCGCCGCAAAGGCAUCACAAGAGACAAUGUACGAUUCAGGCCAUCAUGACCCUGCGGAUGAUACAUCGGAUGAUGAUAUCUUGAUGGCAAAGAGUGUACACGAGAGGAGCGAAAAUAUACCCGAUCUUCCGCUGAAGUCACCCACUGCACCCUACAUGCAACAUCGGAAAUCGAUCUUCCAAGAACUGCUACCAAGUCCCACCCGAAACGGCGGUUUUGGAGACGAGGAUCUUCUUGGUCAGCCCGGAAUUCCGAUGCGACGACUUGACAGAGCUCGCGUUAACAAGCGAAGGUCGGUGCUCAUAGACCUACAUGACCGUCGUCUUUCAGUCGCUCCUUUCCAUCCUAUAGAGGCGACUAACCGUCGACAGUCAAUUAAUCCCUACGGAGAUCAGAUGAAGCCGGAACGCCUCUCGAAGCACCAAAAUGAAACAUCUAUCUACGGAAUCAUGAAAAGCAUAAUCCCAAACCUGACCAACUUGCAGCGACUGCUCUUAUCAAUAGGCUUCGUCUGCGCCCUCGGCCACGCAAGCGCAACACCACUCUUCUCAUAUUGCAUGUCCGAACUCUUCGGAACCUUCUAUGACAAACACGCCAAUGCCACGCGAUGGUCCCUCGCCGUCCUCGGAGUUGCCAUCGGCGAUGCAACUGUCUCCUACUUUAUGCAUUACCUCCUCGAACUCUGCGGCGAAGCCUGGGUCGACUCUCUCCGCAAGAAAGCUUUCCACCGCGUCCUCGACCAGCCCAAGCAAUGGUUCGAAGACGAAGCCAACACUCCCUCCAAACUCGUUGCUUGUCUGGACCAAAACGGUGAGGACAUGCGAAACUUGGUUGGCCGUUUUGCGGGGUUCGUGUUGGUGGCUGUUAUGAUUACCGUACUGGCUGUUAUAUGGAGUCUUGUUUCUUGUUGGAAACUCACGCUUGUAACGUUGGCUUGUGGGCCUGUUAUUUAUGCUAUUACGAGGGGGUUUGAGGGGACGAGUGGGUAUUGGGAGAAGAAGAGUAAUGAGGCUGGGAGGAUUGCGGGGGAGGUGUUUGUGGAGGCUUUUUCGGAAGUUCGAACGGUGAGGACGUUGACACUGGAGCCGUUCUUUCACAAAAAGCAGAUUAAGGCUGCAGCGAGGUGUAUGAAGAUGGGGUUAAAGAGGGCUGGGUAUACUGGGGUUCUGUUUGGGUUGGCCGAGUCGACUAUUAUGUUUGUUAGUGCUCUGGUAUUCUAUUAUGGUGCUGUUCUGGUGUCGUCGGCAGAGUUUACGGUCAAGGAUAUCAUGACGACGUUCUCGAUGCUGCUGUUCAGUAUUGGAUAUGCAGGCACUGUGUUAUCAUGGAUCCCCCAGAUUGGCACCUCACGCGACAUGGCAGCGCAAUUAUUGCGUCUGGCAAACCUCCCAGAAGGUGUAUCGCAUGAACACAGGGGCAGCAUAGGCAUCUCCCGGGCAGCUCCUGUGACUAUUACUGGGCUAGAAUUUCGCUACCCAUCGCGUGAUGACACUUUCGUUCUACGGGAUGUCUCCUUCACAAUCUCCAAAGACUCGUGCACAGCAAUAGUCGGACGUUCCGGAUCUGGAAAAUCGACCAUCGCAUCUUUAUUACUGUCUCUCUACGAACCACCACCAUCCACUAGCAACUUCCCAGCAAUCUGCCUAGGAAGCGUCGAUAUCCGCCGUCUUCACACACCCACUCUCCGCUCCCUGAUCUCUAUCGUCUCCCAACAACCCACCAUCUUCCCCGGCACAAUUCAAGAGAACAUCAGCUACGGACUCGACGCAGACUCUCCCCUCCGCAGCAUGCGUAACAUCCACGCUGCAGCCCAAGCCGCCGGCAUCGACGACUUUAUCGCCUCCCUGCCCUGUGGUUAUCUAACCGAGAUAGGCGACGGCGGCGUUGGACUCUCCGGCGGACAAGCACAGCGUCUAGUCAUUGCGCGUGCUCUGGUACGACGACCACAAAUCCUCAUCCUAGACGAAGCGACUUCGGCCCUGGAUCCAACCAGUGCGGAGGUUAUUCGACAGACAGUUAGGAAAUUGGUCAAUGCAAGACUGGGGUUGACGGUGAUCAUGAUCACGCAUGCACGGGAGAUGAUGGAGAUUGCCGAUCAAGUGGUGGUGUUGGAGCAGGGGUGUCUAGUUGAACACGGGGGAUAUGGGGAUCUCGUUAGACGAGAUGGAGGGAGAUUGAAGGCGUUGGUAGAGGAGUGUAUUUGA